UCUCGACGUCUCUGUUGGGAAAGGGCUGGCUGGAGACAGACCAGACUGAAGCCUCUCCGGUUAUCUGGCUCAUGAAGAGAAUCAAUAGCUGACACAGAACAGACUCUCACUGGACUCGAGGAGAUGAGAGGGUGUAUUCGACCUGAACAGGAUCCUUAACCUCUGUUUCCUCCUCAAUUUAAAAACCAUCUGACCUAAAAAGGAGCUUUUCUUCCUCCUCGUUAAACUCCUGAGAUCUGCUGUGUGUCUGUGUGUGUUUGGUCAUACCAGUGGGUUUUAUGAAGGAUGCUUCAGCCUCAGGUUUAUUUAUUCUGAUGAUUUUUUAUCAGAUCUAGUUUGGAUUAUUCAUCAUCUGAGCGGAACUGCCUUUUUGGGGGAUUAACAACCGUUUGGAGGAACCUUUACGCACAGCCUUUGCGCAUUUGGAUGACUCCGCAAAUCCUGACUGCCAAGCCCGUUAUGCGCACUGUUCCAGGCAAUAUCCCGGGUCGCACACUAUAAACCCAGCCUGUCUGAUUUCCCGAGCGAAUCGUCGGUAUCACGUCUCACUUCUUGGCUGUGCCCCGUAAUAGCAACACGGAUAUCGCUUAACACAUUUUUUCGCAGACUGACACUGGUGCGCUCCCAAACGGGGGGGUGUUGGUGUCGCGAUUAAUAUCUUCUCCAUUUGUACCAAGGAGUUUCUCAACUCUGGACGACGAUAUAUUGUGAGACAUCAUCUGAAAUGCUGCCUCUGUCGCCUCUGCUGCUCCUAUUCCUCCCCGCUGCGAUCUUCGUGGCCGCGCAAGGCGCCGGGGACCUGCAGGGUUUCAGCCUCCCCGGCGGGAGCGCAGGCUUCGACCCCACAGACCCCUGCAUGGGGAUGACCCCGCCGUGUAUGAGCGAGGCCGAUCGCUACAGCCUGGAGGCCCUGCGGAUCGUACAUCACAUGAUGGAUGAUGACCAGGACGGAGGAAUCGAGGUGGAGGAGAGUGUCGAGUUCAUCAUCGAAGACAUGAAGCAGCAGCAGACCAACAAACACAGCAACCUGCACAGAGAGGACCAACACAUCACGGUUGAGGAGCUCUGGAGGGGCUGGAAGUCAUCUGAAGUACACAACUGGACUCAAGAUGAGGUGCUUCGCUGGCUGAAGGACUUCGUUGAGCUGCCGCAGUAUGAGAGAAACUUUAAAGACUUCAAGGUCAAUGGAAACACACUCCCCAGGAUCGCUGCUAAUGAGCCUUCAUUCCUGAGCGUCCAGCUGAGAGUCCUGGACCAGAGGGACAAACAGAAGCUCAACAUCAAAGCUCUGGACGUGGUGCUGUUCGGACCGCCUGCACGUCCUCAUAAUUACAUGAAGGACCUGGUGCUCAUUGUGUCGGUGGUGAUGGGAGUUGGAGGCUGCUGGUUUGCUCAGUCCCAGAACAAAGCCAGUAAAGUCCACAUAACCAAGAUGAUGAAAGAUUUGGAUAGUCUUCAGAGGGCUGAGCAGAGCCUCACAGACUUACAGGAACAGCUGGAGCGAGCCCAAGAAGAGAAGCGUAAUGUUGCGGAGGAGAAACAGAACCUGGAGGAGAAGAUGAGGGAUGAGAUCAUGGGAGCACAGGAGGAGGCUUAUCGUCUGCAUGAGCUGAGGCAGGGUGCUGUCACUGAGCUCAGCCGCCUGCGCUAUGCAGAGGAAGAGCUGGAACAGGUCCGUGGGGCACUGAAGCAGGCGGAGAAGGACAUGCAUGCAAGCUGGAGUGUCUCAGAGCUUCUGCAGCAGUGGCUCCAGCUAACGCAUGAAGUAGAGGUCCAGUACUACAAUGUCAAGAAGCAGAGUGCCGAACAGCAACUUUCCGUCGCCAAGGAAGAGGCGGAGAAGAUUAAGAAGAAGAGGAGUUCACUGCUUGGGACUCUCCAUGUGGCCCACAGCUCCUCUUUAGAUCAGGUCGACCACAAGAUCCUGCAAGCAAAGAACGCCUUGUUUGAAGUAACAGCCUGCCUGCGGGAGCGACUCCAUCGCUGGCAGCAGAUUGAGCGCCUCUGCGGCUUUUCCAUAAUCAGGAAUUCUGGUCUUGCAAACCUCACUGCUCAGCUCUACUCAGACUCAAUUGCCCUGGGUAUGCCCCGAGUGCCUCAGCCACCUUGUUCAUGCCAUAGCUCUGUACAUGGAUCUUUAGAGGAUCUGUUAGAAGAGUCUCCGAUCUUACCACAGAUGACAGUUGCACCACUGAAGCGCUCUCCUCGAACACAGGGAUCUACCAUGUGUCGGCCACGUCGCCCUGGGGUCAUUACUCAGCCACCGACUGCCAUGAACUCCCCAGACCCUGACAUUCUCAUCCCCAUCCGAGCUCCUUACCCUCGCUUUGAUGAGGAAGAAAGCCUUCUCCGGAAAACGAUCAAGAAACAAAACUCCCAGGAGAAGUACUCAGAAACAGACUACAUGAUUUCUCCUCCUCUCAGCAAAAUGUACCAUAAUCCCAUUGUUGAUGCUUCCUCUCAAAGGCUUUACCAUGAUGAAACUGAGCUACUUGCAGAUGCCUCACUUUCAAAGACUUUGAGUAGAGAAGUAGAGGUUGUUGCUCCAGUUCGUAAAGUUUCCACAGAAGAGCUUGAGGUAGAUGUUGUCUGCAGGAAGUUGGGGAAAGACAAAAUGCUGAAUUCGUCUUUGGAAUCUUUGAAGAUGUCUAAAGAAGAGUCUUCAAAAGAUAUUCCAUCCUGGAAAGUAGAGAGAGAUACAAUAGGGGAUUUAAUUGACCCUUCUUCAAGGAAUAUAUACAGAGAAAUAAGUGAUCUACCAAUGGAUGUUAGAAAGAUCAUUUUGAAUGAAUUAGAAGCAUCACCAGAUAAACAGCCACCGAGGAGGAUAUCCAGAGAUAUGAUGGGGGCUUCCUUUGACAGCAGCUUGAGAAAGAUAACACAAGAUGAUGCUGAGCAUCCGUUUGACUUAGUACCCAGAAGAGUGAACAGAAGUUCAAUGUGUAUUUCCCUAGACACAGGUUCAAGAAAACUUCUGUUGAAUAAAGGAGAAUGUCAGCUUGAUUCCUCAGUGAGGGCAUUAGCAAUGGACAAAAUGGCCGAGACAACUAGAGCAUCACAAAGGAUCUCACGAGAUGAGUUUGAGCAUUGUACAGAUCUUGCUUCCCAAAAGAUGCUACCCAGAGAGAAAUCGAAUUCCCUUCUGGAUACCUCGUCCUCUGCAGAGAAGCAAGACUUUGGUUUAGAACCAGCAAACCGGAGGAUGCUGAGAGAUGAACCUGAGCUGUCUGCUGGUUCUCUCAGACAGAGAAUACCAAGAAUGGCAAGAGAUGACACAGACAGUUUGGUUGAAAAUCCCGCGGGGAAAAUCAGGGAUAGAGUCGAUGUCCUAGUAGACACACUUAAACACUCCAUCCUGAAGGAGGAGUUCGGAGCCUCUGAAUCAAGUUCAUCUUCAGGUAGAUUGGGACAGCCAGACCUUAUGUUAACCUCCCAGGGGUCGUGGACAUCAUCAGAUCUUUUCAACGCUGGUCCGUUGAGCCAGCUCGUGUAUGAUGGAAUCCUUGAGAAGUCCUGCACCUCCCCAACUUCUCCUCAGGCCAGGCUGCCAGCAGACAUGGAGCCCCCUACGCCACCACCAAGGGCCGCCAUUCCAUCUCUCAGUUCCCCUUCUGAGACUGGUGAAGAAAAGAUCAAGGAUAAAGAAAAGAGCAAGAAGUCCCUCAAGCUCAAAAGUCUUUUUAAAAAGAAAAGUGAUUCAACAACAGAGAAGCCUCAAAGUGGUCUUCAGAAACUCUGACAAUCAGCCGAGAGUAUUUUUUUUCCGUUUUCUUGAAUAAUAAAAUGGCGUUUUUUGGAUCUCAUGGAAGAAUCAGGUAGCACUUCAAGAAAGGACAAUUUUACCUCAAGAAGUCAGUCGUGUCUGGAACAUUAAAUAUGAUGUUUUCAUUCUCUGAGUUUGGCGGCACUGAGAGAAUCUUGGUACACGCAUGAUGCCUAAGAAGAUACAGUACAAUUGGUAACAUAGGACAGCUGCAUAUGUAUCAAUAGGACACUGCAAAAGCUUUUCACGUGACUUACUUAUAUUUAAAGAUGAUAUCUCUGAUUAAGUUUUAUUUACACAUAUGGUUGAUACCAUAAGUUGAAUGUAAAUUUGUUUUGAUGCUUUGCCUAUGGCUAAAGGAUUAAAUGUUACAUGCUGCUUUUCUGUAUAACAGAGGUAUGAACGGAGACACUUGAUGCAGUACAAGAUGAAAGCAUUUUUUUUGAGAGAACAGUUGUUAAAUUAAGGGAGGUCUCGAUAAGUUCCCCCCCUUGGAACUCAAUUUAUAUUCUAUGAUAUAACGAAUGAAAGGGAGUGUGGUCCUACAGUUUGCUUCAUUUUCCCUCCAGCUGCUUGGUGAACACGUCCCACGUAGGCAGUUUGAAGGCCCCAAAUAACCUAUUUUGUCAAUUCGUUUUUGUAAUACGACAGUUUUGAUAAUAUCGCAUGAAAGAUUUUUUUUUGUAUUGUUUUUUACGCUGUCUCCUAUAAAUAACCUUACGAAUAAACUAGGACAAAAAAGUAAUUAUGACCAGAUUUUUUUUUCUAAUGCAGUAAGGAUAAAUUGUUAAUCAACAUUUAUUGGAGGGUAACACUCUUCAUACCAGUAAAGUGUACAAUGUACCAUUUUUUGGUUUCUGGUAGUCACAGCUCUUGGUUUCUGGUAACACUAAAGGCAGUAAUCGUUUUGUACACCUCUCUAGAAGUGGGAGCCUUGGGCAGAAACACAAACACUUGGAAACAACAGUCAUGGCGGGGGGUGGGUUGGGGGGGGAGUAGUUGUUGCUGUUGCUGCAAGACCGAAGCAAUAUUGACUUCAACGACCCCAAGUUAGAGCAGGACUGGAGGUUAUUAAGUCGUUUUCAUUCAUCUAGACUGGAGUGUUACAUUGUUGGCAUAUAGGUCAUGGUUUGUGUUAAGCUAAUUUUAGCUCUCUGUCACUGUCAAUAUCCAACAUCUCCCUUUACAAUCUGAAAGAUAUAUCUGACACAUGGCGGCUGUUGACAGCAGACUAUCAUGCACCAAUCAGGUAUAGGAACAUUUUAAAUCAAUCUGAUUUAUUGUACGGCUGUUUGACGACCACACACUACUGCGGAGGCAGAUAAGCCAAGUAGUUGUUUGCUUUAAACUUUUAGUCUUGCUUUUUUUCCCUUUUAUUUGAUUGUUGUUUGCUAUUGACCAGCGCGUCAGCAGGACAGACAUUUGUGUUUGGGGCUGUAGGGCAGGCCCUGCUGUUGUGGUCCAGCUAAAAACAAAAGAAAAGGGCCAUGAUUCUGAUCACCAGCUGAAAUAGACAUCAACACCAUUGGUAUUACCUUGUGACCUGGAGCACAUGCUUUCAGGACGGAAACUGCUGGUCGCUGUGUAUAUUUUUAUUUUUUGCACUCUACUACUCACUCGCAGCAGCUCUCCUAGUCACAGCGUUCUAGUUGCGUUUUCAUGAUGUGCAAUGGGUUAUUUUUGACAGCUGGUGUAUCUCUAACAAUCUAAUAGCCUACAAGGUUGCAGAUAAAUCAGGGUUUACAAAGCUAAUAUUGACCCAGUUUGGAAUCAAUCAAGUUUCUUUUUUAAAUGUGCAUAAUUCUGAAGAGCAGUUUACUUCCCAAAACAGUAAAGCUGUUUUUUUCUUCUCUUUUUUUAAACAAGUGCAUUUAGAUGCAUAUUUGAAUGCGUGAUUUGUUUAUGGAUUAUUUAUGUUUCUUUUAUUGUUUACAGACAUAAAUACACUAGCCUAUUAUGACCUUUUAAAUCAAUUUACUGAAAAAAAAGCCUUUGAUUGAUUUAAAAAUGAUUAUUGGAAUAUGUUUUGUGUCUUUUCUUACUUUGAAUAAGUGUCGAGUAUCGGGGAUAUAUAAAUACAAUAUUUUCCCUAUUCUUAGGUGAGGAUAUCUGCCGUUUGCUGCUGUGUAUUAGUAUGAAAAUAAGAUUUAUUGGACUUUUGUUAUUUGCUGAUUUAAUAGCAACUGAUGAUUGAGAAAAUAAACAAGGUGAAAUAAAGCAAUGUUGUUCACUCAUAUGUACAAUAAAAACAACCAAAACAUCA
Platichthys flesus (European flounder) is the source of this 6026-nucleotide messenger RNA. RefSeq names its product stromal interaction molecule 2-like. Gene Ontology annotation, biological process: activation of store-operated calcium channel activity; intracellular calcium ion homeostasis; store-operated calcium entry. Bases 725 to 3739 code for a protein of 1004 amino acids. The transcript has 12 exons. The record is from RefSeq and is a predicted model, not a curated record. Gene Ontology annotation, molecular function: calcium ion binding; calcium channel regulator activity; protein binding. NCBI's taxonomy places the organism in Eukaryota, Metazoa, Chordata, Actinopteri, Pleuronectiformes, Pleuronectidae. Gene Ontology annotation, cellular component: plasma membrane; endoplasmic reticulum.